Molecule: messenger RNA, 8312 nt
Organism: Oncorhynchus nerka (sockeye salmon)
Lineage: Eukaryota; Metazoa; Chordata; Actinopteri; Salmoniformes; Salmonidae
Product: zinc finger protein 69 homolog
Exons: 6
Coding region: 213-2075 (620 amino acids)
Biological process (GO): regulation of transcription by RNA polymerase II
Molecular function (GO): DNA-binding transcription factor activity; RNA polymerase II cis-regulatory region sequence-specific DNA binding
Source: RefSeq, a predicted model, not a curated record
CUAUGACGCCGACCAUCCAUGUAAACGGAAGUAAACGACCAAGAACAAUUUCCACGUUCACGGUUUUAUUUAGACGUUUAUUAACACCAUGGAACUCAAAAUAUGACUAAUUUAACUGCACAGCAUCACAUACUUACCCCACGUAGUAUUUAAUUCGCGUUGGAGAGGACUUGGUUGAUAUAUGUUUUCUAGGUAAUGCUAGUUAGCUAACAAUGGCUAACUGUAUGGUUUUUCACACUCAAAUUGCCUCCAUCAUGGAGGUGCUAGCGAACGCCGCCGUGGCAGAGAUCUGUAAACUCGUAGACGACGACUAUGCAGUGUUUCGUUUGGAAAUUUCUCAAGGCCAAAAAGAAAACAGGGGAUUGCGAAGGAAACUACAACUACUGGAACUGAAGGUGGCACGAGAGCGCGUCCUCGCCAGUCGUCCCAGUAGUGUCAAGAUCCUCGACCGUUACAGAGGAUUGGCAAGAGGUGAAGGACAUCUCACUCGAGGCCACAAGAGCUUUGUGAAGCCAGCAGGACACACUACGUGGAGUGAUGACCAACCAAUCACUGUUGAUGAGGGGAGUGGAACCUCAACCCAGCACGUUAUCGUGAUAGAGUCUGCAGAUGCAGAGUCUGCAGGUCCUGGGGUUAAGCAGGAGAGGUCUGAUGGAAAGGAUGACCUACGGCACAGCAGAGACAUCCAGACCGGAGUGCCCCCUGUAAUCACGGAGGUCCCCACCACUGCCCCAGCGCAGCCCAGAACCCAGCGCAGUAUCACGGAGGAGGAGGGUCCAGAGGUGCUGCUGGGGAAGGAGGAGGGGUGUGAGGAGGGUCUGGGGAACCCUGAGGGGACCAUGGUCAUGGAGGAAAACCAGACUACACCUCCUGAACCCACAGAGGAACCAGCUGAGCAGCACAAGACCACACACAGUCUCACUGAGUCAGUAGACAUGGAGGAUGGGAAGCCUGAUCUGCUGCUAGUCAAAGAGGAGACUAUAGAAGAUGGACCAGAGAACAUUGAUCUGCUGAGUAGACUAAAGAUGGGGGAGCAAGGUGGAUGGCUGGAGACUAACAGAGGAGACUGGGCGGCCAUCUUGGAUUCCCAGAGCGGUGCAGCCAAGGGCCCAGCGAACAACAUCACCGAGCAGGCCUGGACCAGAGGUGACAUAGUGGAGGUCAGGGGAUGGGACAGCAUCCUCAACUCUGGGCUGGGGAACAACGCUGUUAACCACAACCAGAAACAGAUAGUCGAACACACAACGACAUCCGAACUUAGUCUCCAUGACAACAGACUGGCUGAGACCAGAGCGAGGCAUAGAUUUGGUCUGCGGGGACAGGAAAGUGAACAUAUGCGGCGGGAGAGUACAGACUUCGCUUAUGAUGCUCCGUCCUGCUCCUAUAAUUGUGAUUCAGAAAGACUGAUGGCGCCUCAGGUUAACCCUCUAACAGGUGCUGCCUUCAGCCUGUCUUCUAUAGGAUCUGUCAACUGUAACAUGGACCCUGCGAUAACACAAACACUCCCUGGCCUUCGUCCUCCUCACAGUCUCCUAAUGUUAAACCAGACCUCAGACAAUGCCAGUGCCUCAACACUAAAUGGCUACACAAGCCCAUUGACAAAUGACAGUAGUGAAGACGGAAUCAGUAAAGGUGGCAGCGCCAAAGAGAAGCGCUUCCUGUGUUCAUUCUGUGGGAAAGCCUUCAGUUUUCCCCAACAGGUGGAGAUCCACCAGAGGGUUCACACGGGGGAGAAACAAUUUGGCUGCCACCUGUGUCGGGCGAGUUUCUCUCACUCCUUCAGCCUGAAGAGGCACCUGAGAGUCCACACAGGGGUGAAACCCUUCAGCUGUACCCAGUGUCACAUGCGCUUCGCCCAGGCUGGUCACCUGAAGAGGCACCAGAGGGUCCACACAGGGGAGAAACCCUACAGCUGCACGCAGUGUGAGAAGAGGUUCUCCCGCCAGGACCAGCUGAAGAUGCACCUGAAGGUCCACACGGGAGAGAGGCCAUUCGCCAGUACGCACUGCGGGAAGAGGUUAUCAGAGAGGAGCUACCUCAGGAUGCACCAGCAGAAAAAACAUUCCACUCUUUAACAUAAAAAGUAACCAUUCCCAUUGCUUCUGACAUUUAGAUCAAACCCGGCAUUAAAGACAACUAUACAUUUUCAUCGUUGUCAGCUGAAAAUACCCACAGGUGCACAGAUGACCAAUAGAUUUCAGUCUUGAAUAUUCCUGGAUAUAAUAUUUCAUCCAAACAUAUAAGGCAUAUCUACACUACCUUUCAAAAGUUUGGGGUCACUUAGAAAUGUCCUUGUUUUUGAUAGAAAAGCAAAAAAAAGAUUGUCCAUUAAAAUAACAUCAUAUUGGUCAGAAAUACAGUGUAGACAUUGUUAAUGUUGUAAAUGACUAUUGUAGAUAGAAACGGCAGAUUUCUUUUUAAUGGAAUAUCUACAUAGGCGUACAGAGGCCCAUUAUCAGAAACCAUCUCUCAGCAGUCUCAACGUCAACAGUGAAGAGGCGACUACGGGAUGCUGGCCUUGUAGGCAGAGUUGCAAAUAAAAAGCCAUUAAGAUGGGCAAAAGAACACAGACAUUGGACAGAGGAACUUUGCAUAGAAGGCCAGCAUCCCGGAGUCGCCUCUUCACUGAUGACCCUGAGACUGGUGUUUUGUGGGUUCUAUUUAAUGAAGCUGCCAGUUGAGGACUUGUGAGGCUUCUGUUUCUCAAACUAGACAUUAAUGUACAUGUCCUCUUGCUCAGUUGUGGACCGGGGCCUCCACUACUCUUUCUAUUCUGGUUAGAACCAGUUUGCGCUGUUCUGUGAAGGGAGUAGUACACAGCUUUUGUCAAUUUCUCGCAUUUCUUAUUUCUCAGUGCAAGAAUAGAUUGACGAGUUUCAGAAGAAAGUUCUUUGUUUCUGGCCGUUUUGAGCCUGUAAUCGAACCCAGAAAUGCUGAUGCUCCAGAUACUCAGCGAGUCUAAAGAAGGCCAGUUUUAUUGCUUCUUUAAUCAAAACAACAGUUUUCAGCUGUGCUAACAUAAUUGCAAAAGGGUUUUCUAAUGAUAAAUUAGGAUAAACUUGGAAAAGGAUAAACUUGGAUUAGCUAACACAAUGUGUCAUUGGAACACAGGAGUGAUGAUUGCUAAUAAUGGGCCUCUGUACGCCUAUGUAGAUAUUCCAUUAAAAAUAAAUCUGCCGUUUCCUGCUACAAUAGUCAUUUACAACAUUAACAAUGUCGACACUGUAUUUCUGAUCAAUUUGAUGUUAUUUUAAUGGACAAAAAAAUGUGCUUUUCUUUAAAAAACAAGGACAUUUCUAAGUGACCCCAAACUUUUGAACAGUACUAUAAGUUUAAAAAGUAUGUUACAUAUCGAGAUUUUAGGACUCUAUCUUCAAGAAGAUGAUUCUGAGAUUGGCUUUACAUUUCUGAACCCUCAUUGUUUUGAAUGGUGUCAGUGUAACGGAUGUGAAACGGCUAGCUAGUUAGCGGUGGUGCGCGCUAAAUAGCGUUUCAACGGUGACGUCACUUGCUCUGAGAUCUUGAAGUAGUGGUUCCCCUUGUUCUGCAAGGGCCGUGGCUUUUGUGGAGCGAUGGGUAACGAUGCUUUGUGGGUGACUGUUGUUGAUGUGUGCAGAGGGUCCCUGGUUCGCGCCCUGGUAUGGGCGAGGGACGGUUUAAAGUUAUACUGUUACAUCAGCCAUUUUGAUCUUGUAUUCUUUUUAACUAAACAACAUGAAUUGGGUUAUUUAGAGUACUAUAUAUGUAGAGAACAUUGAACAGAACAAGGCUACAUCAAUAACACAAUUUUGAAAAAAAUUCAGAUAGAACCUUAUAGUCCCAAGCUCACAAUUUUGUGUUUGUACCGGGGCAAAUCUGGUGUUUUUAGAUAUAAUGCAAACUAUAUUAGAUCAAAUCCAGACAGGAACUUUUAUUCAGGACAGGUGACCCAAAUUACACGUUCGAUAACAUUGACAGAGGUGGGGGUGUGAGCGGAUCUGGGCAGAUGAGCUGUAGUUGUUUUUUUGUGUGUGUCUGUAAAUUGUUGUUCAUAUGUGUAUGUUUGUAUUUAGUGUGGGGGAAAAACACAAAACAUACAGUGCCCUCACAGUAUUCACACCCCUUGACUUUAUCCACAUUUUGUGGAAGCAUGAAUUUAAAAUGGAUUACAUUGACAUGUUUUGUCACUGGCCUAGGCACAAUACCCCAUAAUGUUAUGUUUUUUUAAAUGUUACAAAAAAAAACAAGUCACAUAAUAUGUUACAUGGACUCACUCUGUGUGCAAUAAUACUGUUUAACAUGUUUUAUUCAUGACUGCCUCAUCUCUGUACCCCACACAUGCAGUUAUCUGUAAGUUCCCUCAAUCGAGCAGUGAAUUUCAAACACAGAUUCAACCAAAUAAAGACUGGGGAGGUUUUCCAAUGCCUCGCAAAGGGCACCUAUUUUACCCAUCUAUUGGUAGAUAGGUAAAAAUAUUUUAAAAAGCUGACGUUAAAUAUCCCUUUGAGCAUGAUGAAGUUAUUAAUUAUACUUUUGAUGGUCUAUCAAUUCACCCAGUCAUUACAAAGAUACAGGCAUCCUUCCUAACUCAGUUGCCAGAGAAGAAGGAAGCCGCUCAGGGAUUUCACCAUGUGGCCAAUGGUGACUUUGAAACAGUCAAAGAGUUUAAUGGCUGUGAUAGAAAAGUGAGGAUGGAUCAACACCAUUUUUGUAGUUACUCAACAAUACCUACCUAAUUGACUGAGGAAGCCUGUACAGAAUACAAAUAUUCCAAAACAUUCAUCUUGUUUGCACUAAAGUAAUACUACAAAAAAUGUGGAAAAGAAAUACACUUUUUGUCCUGAAUACAAAGUGUCAUGUUUGUGGCAAAUACAACACAUUACUGAGUACCACUCUCCAUAUUUUCAGUCAUAGUGGUGCCUGCAUCAUGUUAAAGGUAUACUUGUAAUCGUCAAGGACUGGGGAGAUUUUCUAGACAAAAAAGAAAUGGAAUGGAGCUAUAAAAUUUUUAAAAACUGGUUCAGUGUGCUUUCCACCAGACACUGGGAGAUUAAUUCACCUUUCAGCAGGACAAUAACCUGGAACACAAAGCCAGAUCUACACUGGAAUUGCUUACCAAGAAGACCGUGAAUGUUCCUGAGUGGCCGAGUUACAGCUUUGACUUCAAUUUGCUUGAAAAUCUAUGGCAAGACCUGAAAAUGGUUUUCUAGCAAUGAUCAACAACCAAUUUCACAUAGUUUGAAGAAUUUUGAUUAGAAUAAUGGGCAAAUGUUGCACAAUCCAGGUGUGGAAAGCUCUUAGAGACUUACCCAGAAACACACACAGAUGUAAUCACUGCCAAAGGUGAUUUGUAACGUUUUGACUCUAGGUUGAAUACUUGUAUACAGUGCACUCAGAAAGUAUUCUGACACAUUUACUUUUUCCACAUUAUGUUACAUUAAAGCCUUAUUCUAAAAUUAAUGAAAUCAUUUUUUUCCCCUCAUCAAUUUACACACUGUCGUAACGUGACUAUCAUUAAAUGUGAAGACUAUUAUUAUCAAGUAAAUUAUCUAUAUGUAUUUAUUCAUUACGCGAUUAAACUAAUCAUGUUAACUUUAACUAGGAAGUCGGGGCAUCACGGGAAAAUGUUUAAAUAGGCUCUAUUUCCCGAAUUAACUCUACACCUAAAUCAACCAUUUAUUGGAUCAUCAAGAACUUAAAGGAGAGCAGUUCAAUUGUUGUGAAGAAGGGCUGUCUCCUAAAGUUGAUUCAGCUGCGGGAUCGGGGCACCAGCAGUACAGAGCUUGCUCAGGAAUGGCAGCAGGCAGGUGUGAGUGCAUCUGCAUGCACAGUGAGGCGAAGACUUUUGGAGGAUGGCCUGGUGUCAAGAAGUGAUAACUAAGUGGCUCGGGGAACAAAACAUCGAUAUUUUGGGUCCAUGGCCAGGAAACUCCCCAGACCUUAAUCCCAUUGAGAACUUGUGGUCAAUCCUCAAGAGGCGGGUGGACAAACAAAACCCCACAAAUUCUGACAAACUCCAAGCAUUGAUUAUGCAAGAAUGGGCUGCCAUCGGUCAGGAUGUGGCCCAGAAGUGAAUUGACAGCAUGCCAGGGCGGAUUACAGAGGUCUUGAAAAAGAAGGGUCAACACUGCAAAUAUUGACUCUUUGCAUCAACUUCAUGUAAUUGUCAAUAAAAGCCUUUGACACGUAUGAAACGUGUGUAAUUAUACUUCAGUAUUCCAUAGUAACAUCUGACAAAAAUAUCUAAAGACACUGAGGCAGCAGAUUUUAAAAUUUAUAUUUGUGUCAUUCUCAACUUUUGGCCCUGACUGUACAAUCAUGGAAAUGCUCAUAUUUUGAACAUGAACAACCGUUCAUUUGAAAAAAAUUAGCAAUUUACAUAUUUACGAGUGUAUGCCUUUGUUGCCCUCUGUGAUCGCCAGUGCGUAUGCUGGAUAGUCAGUUGACAGAAAGUCUCUGGUUUGUACACCAGAGAUCAGUCUUUUGUAGUUGAAGCUUGUUUUAAUGGAUACGUCAGAGUACCAUUGGGGAAACGUUCUUGAGAAUAGAUCUUUCAGAGUACCAUUGUUCUUAGAUCGGAUGCGUUUACCGGACUAAAGUGUUUAAACAGCUGCAGACUGAAUAAUUGGUCUUUUAGUUUGUAGAUUUCUUAACCAUUUCAGAUUGGGGAUGAUCUCCACAUUCUCUGGUCUUGUCCUUUGGUAGAGUUGUAGUUUAAACAAUUUUGCAACAUCCGGCUCACGCCUUAGUCUUCUUGGUCUAAAGAGUGGUAGCCAUUCCAACAUGCGGAGCUCGUUCCUGCGUUCUUUUGUCAAAAUGUAGUGACAGCUCCAUGCUUUCUGGUCCAAUGUACAUUUUGUCACGAGUCCUUUUAUGGAAAUGGGCGUUCCAUGACGUUUGGGUAUAAUGUCUGUGCUCACAGGGACAUGGCCACUGACUGAUCAUAAGUUACUAUGAAAAACAAUUCUCAUUUAGAAGAAUAAGAUCACAUUGUUAUCUUUCCAAUAGUAUUCUUAUUCUUAAUCAUUUAUUUUAUACAACAUUCAGAUGCAAACCUCAUAAUUGAGAAGUGUAUACAAACAAAGAUACAGUGAUGUGUAUGUUCUGUCCUUCAUGAGGUCACUAAAUGAAAUAAACUCGACAUGACUGUUCCCUUAGUGUCCAUGGACCGGUUGCACAUUCUCCAAAAUAUAAAUAUUUUUUAAUUCUCCAAUUUUGGGGAUGUAAGCGUUUUGGCAUGUCUCUCUUUGUCCCAAAGUCACACAUUCCAAUCCCAAUACUGCAGAGCCCAGAGGCGCAGAGUAUUUUAUGACCGCCAUAACGUGGCCCCCGCCACCUCUCCCCUCUGCGGGAGCGAGAGGACGCUGUAGAGCAGACCCACUGAAACCUGGUCCUUCAGAUCUUCACAGGAGAGUUAUGACAACCAAAAAUGACAAGGCAAAAACAGUUUCUUUAGACAUUCAAAAAAAUUGAUAUAACAAUUACACAAGUAUUCAGACCCUUUGCUCAGUACUUCGUUGAAGCUCCUUUGGCAGCGAAUACAGCCUCGAGUCUUCUUGGAUAUGACGCUACAAGCUUGGCACAUGGGAGUUUCUCCCAUUCUUCUCUGCAGAUCCUCUCAAGCUCUGUCAGGUUGGGUGGGGAGCGUUGCUGCACAGCUGUUUUCAGGUCUCCCCAUAGAUGUUCGAUCCGGUUCAUGUCCGGGCUCUGGAUAGGCCACUCAAGGACAUUUAGAGACUAGUCCCUAAGCCUCCUCUGUGUUGUCUUGGCUGUGUGCUUAGGGUCGUUGUCCUGUUGGAAGGUGAACCUUCGCCCCAGUCUGAGGUCCUGAGUGCUCUGGAGAAGGCUUUCAUUAAGGAUCUCUCUGUACUUUGCUCCCUUCAUCUUUCCCUCGAUCCUGACUAGUCUCCCAAAAACAUCUCUAAAGCAUGAUGCUGCCAGGUUUCCUCCUGACGUGAUGCUUGGUAUUCAGGCCAAAAAGUUCAAUCUUGGUUUCAUCAGACAGAUGUGGAAAAAGUCGAGGGUUCUGAAUACUUCCGUGUUUUAUUUUUCAUAUGUUUUUACAAAUGUUAGAAUUUGUCUUCUACUUGACAUUUCAGAGUAUUGUGUGUAGAUUGUUGAUUAUAUAUAUAUUUUUCACAAUUAAAUAAUUUUACCCCACUUUGUAACAAAACAAAAUGUAGAAAAAGUCAAGGGGUGUGAAUACUUCCUGAUGGAACGAACUGUGUAUGUAUAUAAAAUGAUUGCAGUUUAUCAAGUUCAUGCAGAUUUUUAGUGUAGAUUUCAUAUGGUGUAUUUAACUUUUUAAAAUGUUUAAUAAACACAUAAUGGGA